UAGGUAGUAGGUAGUAGGUAGUAGGUACUAGAGUUAUCGGCUAGUCCGUGCAGUAGCUCUUCCACUUCUUCUCUCUCCGUGCUCCGCCAGUAAGCUCCUUACAGCUCCAUCAAUGGCGUCCGUACUCAAUAUGGUGUCGUCUAUUAGCCUAUCGAACCUCAACGCCAACCGAGUUCCGACUCAGUCCGCCUUCGCGCCGGUUUCGGUUUCGUUUACCAGAAGGAGGCUUACGGUUAGGGCUGCGGAGACCGAUACCAACGAAGCAGUUGAAUCUUCAGUGCCGGAUAAGGCACCGGCUAAAGCCGGCUCGAGCGUCAAUCAGCUUCUUGGGAUUAAAGGAGCUUCUCAAGAAACUAACAAGUGGAAGAUUCGUCUUCAGCUGACAAAGCCUGUAACUUGGCCUCCACUGGUAUGGGGAGUAGUUUGCGGAGCUGCUGCUUCUGGAAAUUUUCAUUGGACUUUUGAGGAUGUUGCUAAAUCAAUAAUGUGCAUGUGUAUGUCUGGCCCUUUGCUCACUGGCUAUACCCAGACACUAAAUGACUGGUAUGACCGAGAGAUCGAUGCAAUUAAUGAACCUUAUCGUCCAAUUCCCUCAGGGGCAAUAUCUGAGAAUGAGGUUAUUACUCAAAUCUGGGUGCUGCUUUUAGGAGGCCUUAGUUUCGCUGGCAUAUUAGAUGUGUGGGCAGGACAUAAAUUCCCAAUAUUAUUUUACCUUGCUGUGGGUGGAUCCUUGCUAUCGUACAUUUAUUCCGCUCCACCUUUAAAGCUGAAACAAAACGGAUGGAUUGGAAAUUUUGCCCUGGGUGCAAGUUAUAUCAGUUUGCCAUGGUGGGCUGGUCAGGCAUUAUUUGGGACCCUUACGCCCGACAUAAUCGUCCUCACACUCUUGUACAGCAUAGCUGGGUUGGGAAUUGCUAUUGUAAACGACUUUAAAAGUGUUGAAGGAGAUAGAGCACUGGGGCUUCAGUCACUCCCUGUAGCUUUUGGUUCUGAAACUGCCAAAUGGAUUUGUGUUGGCGCCAUUGACAUCACUCAGUUAUCGGUCGCUGGUUAUCUGCUAGCGGCUGGUAAACCAUAUUAUGCAUUAGCUCUCCUUGCUUUGAUAGCUCCCCAAGUCUUUUUCCAGUUCAAGUACUUUCUCAAAGACCCUGUCAAGUACGAUGUUAAAUAUCAGGCGAGUGCGCAGCCGUUUCUUGUGCUCGGUCUUUUAGUGACAGCGUUGGCGACAAGUCAUUAACAUUUUGAAGCACUUGAGCAAAGGAUGUGAAGAAAAGAGAGAGAGAUCGAAAUUACAGGACCACCUGGUACAGUGCUAUGCUAGUCAGGUAGAAGUAUCAAUGUCAAAGUAUGUCUUCUUCACUUGUAGUAGCAAAGUUAUGUUGACGCCGACGAUUAAGAAUUAUCAUCUGUUUUUGGUUAGUGCCUUCUCAAAUGGAGGUAGCUGCUGUAAAUAUCCCAAACACAACUUAGGCCUUCUUCGGUA
Malus domestica (apple) is the source of this 1483-nucleotide messenger RNA. Its product is annotated as chlorophyll synthase, chloroplastic-like. The record is from RefSeq and is a predicted model, not a curated record. Gene Ontology annotation, biological process: chlorophyll biosynthetic process. Gene Ontology annotation, cellular component: membrane. NCBI's taxonomy places the organism in Eukaryota, Viridiplantae, Streptophyta, Magnoliopsida, Rosales, Rosaceae. Gene Ontology annotation, molecular function: chlorophyll synthetase activity.